UUUAAUGUCCUCUUAACUGUGGUAGUGGAGCAAUAGCGUUACAUACCUCUGGUAGACCGACUGAAAGAUUGGCAAUUCAAACCCACCAGCCACUCUGAGGGAGAACCAUGAGGUUGCCUGCUCCCGUAAUUAUUGACAGCCUUGGGUGUUGGGCAUGGGUUCGCCGUGCCUCACAAUCCACCUGCUGACGUGGUUUCCAGGGUGGGUGUGCUUUGUGAAAGACAUUGCUCAAAGUCUGAUUUUCCUGGGCUCUCCGAUGCUCCUUUGUCAUUUUUGACUCGUUCCUAGUGUGCUCAGCGGAGAGUGGCAGAGUGGCACAGAUGGUUAGGUGCUCAACUACCAGCCCAAAGGUUGCCUUCCAACUCACACAGAAGCGACUCAGAAAACAGGUCUGGCGAUCUGCUUCUGAAAGGCCAUAGCGAUCCUCGGCUGCUUGGCGGCACCUAUGGGUUUGCAUGGAGACCAUUCGGGCCUCUCUGCCUCGAGGCCAGUCUGUGGAGAAACGCAGCCCAAUUCCCCUCCUGUCUCUCUCUUAUCUUCUCUGCCACAUCGCCCGUGUGGAUGGCCUCUUCCUUCCCAGAGUGACUCCCCCACCUUGUCCAUCCCCUGUCUUCCCUGCCUCCUUCAAGCCCUCAGUAACUCUCUCUGUCUGUCUCGCUCAUCUUCAGGCUUUUCUAAGAUCUUUCCUUCCAAUCUAGAACGUCUUCAGGUCACUCCGAUCCCUGGAGAAAACGUUUGCUCCCUCUUGCCUCCUCGUUUCAAAACCCCACCUUCUUAGCCCCCAUCAUAGCCUCUACCCUGUUUCCUUCUCAUCUUUCUGUCACCCUUUGUAGGAAACCAUCUUUACUGUGAAAGUACUUCCUGAGAACCAGAGCACAGCAAUCUGGGAGUUCCAGAAAGAAAACAUUACCAAUCUCUUAGAAGUCCCUGGAUCCCGAACACUUAAUGAGCACUUUCUAUCUGCUGAGUCCUGUUCUAUGUACUUUAUGUGUAUCGAUGGAGCCAUUUCGGAAACCCUUUGGAAAAUGGCAAUUCGAAACCACCAGCCACUCCACGGGAAAAAGAUGAGGCAUCCUGCUCCCGUAAGAAGUGGAAGACCCCCCUGUGUUCCCAGCUGUGAUCGUGGAGCAGGUACCCUACCCCGAAUUACUGCACUUAUACUCAGGCCUGGAUUUGGAUGACGUUCACAAUGGCAUCCUCGAAGACAAGACCCUGUGCAUGACGGAGAAUCAGAUGCUGGAAGAUGACAACGAAGCAAGCUCACCCACCACAUCCACCACUGAAGUCUUGCUCAAUGUGGAAUCUCCCAACGAGAUCCUGGAUGAAAAGCAGAUCUUCAGCACCUCAGAAAUGCUCCCGGACACUGACGAUGCUGCCGCCUACCUGUUUCCUGUCUCGGCGCCUGAGGCCCUGCUGCACGGGGACAGGAACGUUGAUGAGGAGCAUGAGAGGCGUCUCCCAGAGGAGGAGCGUGCCAGGAAAACGACGAAGUCCAAGAAGAGAGCUCGGAAGACCAAGGGUAACCGAAGUACUUCACCUGUCACUGACCCCAGCAUACCCAUACGGAAAAAAUCCAAGGAUGGCAAAGGCAGCACUAUCUACCUGUGGGAGUUCCUCCUGGCACUUCUGCAAGACAGAAACACCUGUCCCAAAUACAUCAAAUGGACCCAGCGAGAGAAGGGCAUCUUCAAGCUGGUAGACUCCAAAGCUGUGUCCAAGCUGUGGGGAAAGCAGAAAAACAAACCGGACAUGAACUAUGAGACAAUGGGACGGGCCCUGAGAUAUUACUACCAAAGAGGCAUCCUGGCCAAAGUAGAAGGGCAGCGGCUGGUGUACCAGUUUAAGGAGAUGCCCAAAGACCUGGUGGUGAUUGAAGAUGAAGACGAGGGCAAUGAGGCCACAGCCGGGACCCCUCAGGCCUCCACGUCCUCCAUGCCCACCCCACGCCGAGCCAGCUCCAGGGUUUCAUCCAGAGUCUCCACCCAGGGCAAGGGCAGCCUUUCUUGGGAGAAGCCAAAGAUUCAGCACGUUGGUCUGCAGCCAUCGGCGAGCCUGGAAUUGGGGCUGUCUGCUGACGAGACACCCACUACCUCCACGGUGCUUGUCUCUCCACUGGAGAGCCAGCUCCCCCAAGCCACGAGUUCAUCUUCAGUACCCGGCAACAUCCACCUAGAAGUGGGCCCUGUGGGAUCAGGCUCGACCUUGACCCUGCAGACCAUCCCACUGACCACGGUGCUGACAAACGGGCCUCCUGCUAGUACAACUGCCCCGGCCCAGCUGCUUCUCCAGAAUAUUCCAUCUGCUUCAACGUGCAAGGACACUUUCACUUUGCAGGCCUCCUUCCCCUUAAGCACCAAUUUUCAAGAGAGCCAGGUGGCAGCGUCAGGGCCCCCACUGAUUCUUAGUGGUCACCCCCAACUUUUAGCUGGCCCCAACCGCCCAAUCAACCCGGCACUAGCCCCGGUCACUGGUGUUGGAGGGGCAGGGCCUAGCUCUCGACCCCAGGGGCCUGUCAUAACUGCCUUCAUCAGGACGGCCACAGCAGCCCCUGGGGUCAAGGAGGGGCCAGUCACGUCCUCUUCCUCUCUGCAGGGUAUGGUGACGGGGGGCCCCAUGGAGGGCUUGCUCGUGCCGGAGGAGACCCUGAGGGAGCUCCUGAGAGAUCAGGCUCAACUUCAGCCACUCCCAACCCAGGUGCUUGCUGGCAGUUCCCAGAAUCAGAGCCUUAUGGAAAGCCAGGCAUUCUCUCCGCCCAGCUGCCCCACUGUUGGGCUGACCCCCGUGGCUGAACUUGAGCUCUCCUCUGAGCCUAGCGUGACCUCGUCUGCGAGCCUGCUGACCAGAUCCCCCACCUCAGGCUCCUUCGUUCCAUUUAACCCCACUUCCCUCAUUAAGAUGGGGCCUCAUGACAUAUAAGGCCAAGGGAGUCGGCGGAAGUGGGGUUGCUUAGGCCAAAUUGGGCAGUGUUGUUUUGAAUGGUCUUCCUUUAGGGGAGACUGACUUGAGCAGGGUGCCCUGCCCUUCCAUUUUGCCCCCCACUCCGGCCUGGGUUGGCCCUGGCCAACCCCUGCCCAGCGAUGACCUGCGUAGCAUCAAGCGGCUCAGCCUUGUCAGGAUAACUGGCCUGACUUGGUGGGGAUGGGCGGAAACCACCGUCCUCCACCCUCCACCCCAUCUCCCCCCGUCCCGGUCAGGCUGGUGUGAUGCAUCAGGGGAAUUGGCUGUCCCAUAUGUGAAUAUCUCUGUAUGUAUGUGUGUGUUUUUGUCUGUACCUUAGUUUCUUCGGGAAGAUCAGAGUUAUAGCUGUGAGGUCUUCAAGGGUAUGUGUCUUUCCACAGACAUAGGUCAGCCACAGACAUGGGGACUUUUUUUUUUUUUUUAAGAGAAAAGCAUGCUAUCCUUGCCUUGGUAUAAACUGAGAGGCAGUUGCUCCGGCAUUCUAGGGAACCUCAGAUCGAGAGUGAUACCACAGCAGGCACAGGCCACAUAAGGCGAGCUGCACCGUGGCCGGUGAGGGGAUGCAGUUGGAAAGGACCAGAAAGUCCAGUGGUGUAAAACCCUGAAGGCCAGUGGGGGAUGGGGGUGGGGCGAGACUUAGUUCUAGGCAGCUUCCAGUACAAGCCAGCGUCACCCCCUGUCCUAGAGUUUGCCACCGUCACCAGGCCACAAAGCCAGUCACAUCAGUCCCUCCACAGGACAACUGCCUUCUUCAGUACCUGGCCUCCAGCCUUGGUCCUGGAUGCCGCAAGGGCCUCCUGCUGAGAGCCGAAGGGGUGACACCAGGUUCGCAGCCUUCUGUAGGGCGUGGGGGCCUCACUUGGCCCCAUGCCCACCACUUCCCUGACUCCUUUCCCCCUGCUACCCCGUCUUCUCCAGCUCUGGAGCUCUGGACUCAUUUUACCCUGGUAUUGCUCAGCUGCCCAGCCCCGUAGCGAGGGUCCAUUGCCCCGGGCAGAGGCAGGGUUCCCAUAGACCAUCUGCGGGAGCCUGCUGCCCAGAAUCUGCACCCCUCACAAGAAGGCAGGUGCUCCCGAGGUUGCCUAGCCCAUCUCCAGUCGCUCCGUCCUAUUCUCUUCAAAAGUUGAUCUCUGAGCCUGAGCUGAGGGCCUGGGUCCCCUCCCCCCUCCUUGUGUCAGCCUGCCUCUCCCGCCAAGUUUGAGGGCCAGGCUACGAAGUGUCAGCCUCGGAUCUAGCCACGUGUUUCUGGUGAUUUUGGUUGGUGUGAAUCCGUGCCUUAGGACCGUUACUACGUCCUUGGUACAAAGUCAUGCACUUGACCUAACUACCUCCCCCAGUUGCUCUUUGCCUUCCUCUCCCAGUUUUCUUCCUACUCCAACCCCUCCUCAGUUCUCCAGGAGGGAACCACCCAAGUUUUUGCAGUUGUAUUUACUACGUGUUUCCAGCAGAUGGCAUUAAAUUGUCUUUUUCUAAUAAAAAUCAGUGCGUUACAA
This is a messenger RNA of Echinops telfairi (small Madagascar hedgehog), 4451 nucleotides long. It is a transcript of the gene ELF4, whose product is annotated as E74 like ETS transcription factor 4. The record is from RefSeq and is a predicted model, not a curated record. Gene Ontology annotation, cellular component: nucleus. Lineage: Eukaryota; Metazoa; Chordata; Mammalia; Afrosoricida; Tenrecidae. Bases 1219 to 2916 code for a protein of 565 amino acids. Gene Ontology annotation, molecular function: DNA-binding transcription factor activity, RNA polymerase II-specific; sequence-specific DNA binding. The transcript has 8 exons. Gene Ontology annotation, biological process: cell differentiation; regulation of transcription by RNA polymerase II.